Molecule: messenger RNA, 1172 nt
Organism: Microbotryum saponariae
Lineage: Eukaryota; Fungi; Basidiomycota; Microbotryomycetes; Microbotryales; Microbotryaceae
Source: the annotation of a GenBank genome assembly
AUGCUCAGUCGCAGGCUCUUGAGCUCAAGCCUCCGAUCGCGCCCCCGCCAACUGCUGCUGCUCUCGACCGUGACCCCGGCCCUGGCUUUGAGCUACUAUUACGCCACCCGCCACCCUUCCACCACCUCAUCGUUCACCAAACUGGGUAACGCAUUCAGCACCUCGAGCAGGAUGGCCAAGGAUCAACCCACGCCAGAGUCCUACCCCAAGGCAGGCACCGGAACUCACUCGAUCCCCGCGCCUGACGCUCUGAAGCGAGCUGACGCGGAGUUGACGCGGUCUCGCUCGUGGUGGGGCGCUCUCUCUCUGACCAAUAGGGCAAGUCCGAUGCGGAGUGGCAGGCACAGCUCAGCUCGGAGCAGUUCCGGGUAAGUGCACCAUCCACCCUCGGUUCAUGGCUUCAUUGCCAGAGUAUGAAAACUCCCGUUCUCACCCUGCGCUGGACACCAACAGAUUCUUCGCAAAAAGGGCACCGAGAUGGCCGGCUCGGGCGAGUUGGACAAGCAUUUCGCCGACAAGGGUGUAUAUGAGUGUGCCGGCUGUGGCACUCCUCUGUGUGAGCUCGCGCGUGGGACCACGUGUACAUCACCCGUUCGCUCACCUCCUGCGCGUUCCUUUGCCAGACACCGCCGAUACCAAGUUCAAGUCGGGUUGUGGAUGGCCCGCGUUUUUCGACGUCAGUAGUCAAGAUCAUUCUCCUCCGACCAACGUUCACCCCACAUGACUGACGAGGGUCUUACUCUCUCCACGAUCUGAUCACUUACAAACAGGCCAUUCCGGGUGCCGUGACCCGAUUCACCGACAAGUCUUGGGGGAUGGAACGCACCGAGAUCGUAUGCUCCAGCUGUGGUGGUCACCUCGGUCAUAUUUUCGUACGUCCACCACCUCUCCGCCACCUCCUUUGCACGCUCAAGCCGACAGUCAUGCUCGGGGAAACUGACUGACUCGCGUGAUCUCGUACCACUAUCUGUUACCUUACCUGCAGAAAGGAGAAGGGUUCAACACCCCCACCGACGAGCGUGCCUGCGUCAAGUAAGUCGUGCGGGCGACUCUGGACGUGUUGAACGGGCCGAACCUGCAGCACUGACCCUCGACGAGAUCCCUUCAGCUCCGUAUCGAUCCGCUUCAACGACAAGAUCGAAGGCACAUACAAGGACCCGCCCAAGAUUUAA